UCAUUUCGUUUCAAACAUCACCGGUCAACUUUCUCAAAUUUAUCUUCCGUUCUUCUUCAGCUCUCCUCUUCCCUUUAAAUCCCCCCCUAAAAAAAUUAAAAAUUUAGGGUUUUCAGAUUCACAAAGAUGCUGAAAUUAAUCUCGAUUCUGUUGCUAUUAAUCUCGAUUUCAUCAAUUUCAGUCGAAUCAAGGUGCAGCAGAGGCUGUGACUUGGCUUUAGCAUCGUACUACGUUUGGCAGGGAUCAAACUUGACCUUCAUAUCUCAGAUUCUUAACUCAAGCCUCGUACCGUACUCAACUACUAAUUUCGAUUCGAUCCUUGCUUAUAACCCACAAGUUGCGAACAAAGACAGUGUCGAAGCUUUUAGCAGGCUUAACAUCCCUUUCCCUUGUGAUUGCAUCAAUAACGAUUUCCUUGGCCAUGUUUUCACCUACUCGGUUCAACCGGGCGAUACUUACGAUAAAAUCGCUGGUUAUUAUUCCGAUUUGACGACGGUUGCUUGGUUGCGGCCGUUUAAUAGCUAUCCUGAGACCAAUAUACCCGAUAGUGGGGUGGUUAAUGUGGUGGUCAAUUGUUCGUGUGGAGAUUCUGCUAUUUCCAAGGAUUACGGUUUGUUUGUUACGUAUCCGCUCCGGGAAAAUGAGACUUUGGAUACUGUGUUGACUCAGGCGAAUUUGUCAUCGGAUUUAUCGGGGUUGGUGCGGCUUUACAACCCGGGGGCAAAUUUCAGCUCAGGGUCUGGCUUGGUGUAUAUUCCGGGACGAGAUGCUGAAAAUAGUUUUCGUCCCCUCAAAUCAAGCAAAGGAAUUUCAGGUGGAGUUAUCGCCGGGAUAGCUAUAGCAGCCGUAGUGGUAUCACUAUUGCUGGCAUUUGGUAUUUAUGCUAAAUUUUUCCGAAAGAAGUCAAAGACAACAUCAUUGCUUUCGACGGUUUCCCAUGACGUAUCGGCUGAAGCUGGGAAUGUUUUUGGAAGCAAAGCAGCAGAAUCAACUGGAACUGUUGCUGCUUCUCCCGGCCUUACCGGCAUUACUGUAGACAAAUCAGUUGAGUUCUCAUAUGAAGAACUUGCCCAAGCGACUGAUUAUUUCAGUAUGGCUAACAAGAUUGGUGAAGGUGGCUUCGGGGCUGUUUACUAUGCAAAUUUGAGAGGCGAGGAAGCUGCAAUCAAGAAGAUGGAUAUGCAGGCAUCCAAAGAAUUUCUGGCUGAAUUGAAGGUUUUGACACGUGUUCAUCACCUGAACCUGGUGCGUUUAAUUGGAUACUGUGUUGAAGGCUCUCUUUUCCUAGUUUACGAAUACAUCGAGAAUGGCAAUCUAAGCCAGCAUUUGCGAGGAUCAAGCAGGGAGCCACUUCCUUGGUCUACUCGCGUGCAAAUUGCCCUUGACUCAGCCAGAGGUCUUGAAUAUAUCCAUGAGCAUACGGUCCCUGUUUACAUUCACCGUGACAUUAAAUCAGCUAAUAUAUUGAUAGACAAAAAGUUCCGUGCGAAGGUUGCCGAUUUUGGAUUAACGAAACUGACAGAAGUCGGAAGUGCAUCACUACCCACACGUCUUGUUGGGACAUUUGGAUACAUGCCACCAGAAUAUGCGCAAUAUGGUGAUGUUUCUCCUAAAAUAGAUGUAUAUGCCUUUGGGGUCGUGCUCUAUGAGCUUAUUUCCGCUAAAGAAGCUAUUGUCAAGGCAAAUGGUUCUCUCGCUGAAUCAAAAGGUCUUGUUGCCCUGUUUGACGAUGCUCUUGAUGAGCCUGAUCCUAAAGAAGGCCUUUGCAGACUUAUUGAUGCAAGGCUCGGAGAUAAUUACCCACUAGACGCUGUAUUCAAGAUGGCUCAGCUUGCGAAAGCAUGCACAAAAGAAAAUCCUCAGCUACGACCGAGUAUGAGAUCCAUAGUAGUUGCUUUAAUGACCCUUUCAUCGUCAACAGAGGAUUGGGAUGUUGGUUCUUUCUAUGAAAAUCAAGCUGUCGUCAACCUUAUGUCCGGAAGAUAAGGAACAAGGCGUUGGAAAGGCCUUUUCCUUCCACACCACCAUUAUUUUGUACCUAUGUCAAAUGAAUUUCUUUUUCUUUCUUUUUUUCUCUUAAAGAAAAAAAAAACAAAAAACAAAAACAACAACUCAUUUAAGACCCAUUUUUUUGCUAUAUGUUCUUGAUUUGUCAUGUGAGAAUAAGAUCAAUGUACAUGUUCAUUAGAGCUAGGUUAAAAA
Gossypium raimondii (Peruvian cotton) is the source of this 2202-nucleotide messenger RNA. RefSeq names its product lysM domain receptor-like kinase 3. Gene Ontology annotation, molecular function: transmembrane receptor protein kinase activity; ATP binding. Bases 127 to 1986 code for a protein of 619 amino acids. Gene Ontology annotation, biological process: innate immune response; protein phosphorylation. The transcript is spliced from 12 exons. Lineage: Eukaryota; Viridiplantae; Streptophyta; Magnoliopsida; Malvales; Malvaceae. The record is from RefSeq and is a predicted model, not a curated record.